Molecule: messenger RNA, 2703 nt
Organism: Scylla paramamosain (green mud crab)
Lineage: Eukaryota; Metazoa; Arthropoda; Malacostraca; Decapoda; Portunidae
Product: transmembrane emp24 domain-containing protein 1-like
Exons: 5
Coding region: 82-801 (239 amino acids)
Biological process (GO): Golgi organization; endoplasmic reticulum to Golgi vesicle-mediated transport; intracellular protein transport
Cellular component (GO): endoplasmic reticulum; endoplasmic reticulum-Golgi intermediate compartment; Golgi apparatus
Source: RefSeq, a predicted model, not a curated record
AGUUAACACCGGGAGCCUGUAACCCUGACACUCGGGCUCCCUCCCCGGUCCUCCCUCACUUCCCUUCUAUACGUGUAAACAAUGGCUAGUCACCGAGGUACACUUCUAGUCAUCAGUAUUUUUCCCUUCUUCCUGCUCCUCCAACCCUCUUGUGGCCGGGAUAUAGAGAGAGAAAUGACGGUGGAGGUGAAAGCAGGGACGGAAGAGUGUUUCUACGAGACAAUAAAGGCCGGUGAAACUCUUGAUGUAGAGUACCAGGUCAUUGAUGGUGGUCAAGGAGAGCUAGACAUAGACUUCUACCUCGCAGGACAAACCGGGGAAAUUCUUCUGCAGGAUCUGCGGCGCUCUGAAGGCAAUCACAGGACCACGAUCAGCGAGGAGGGUGACUAUCGGAUAUGCUGGGACAACACUUUCUCCCACUUCAACACCAAGACUGUCUUUUUUGGUAUCACUGUUGAGAGUGAUGAAGAUGAUGACCUCUGGGACGAUGGUCUGGAAGAAACCAUCACAGCAGAGGAGAUUUAUGAGAUGAAGAUUGAAGACAUCAAGGAUGCAAUGGGGAGGAUUCGCGCUCACCUCACCAAGUCACGGUUCACACAGGAUCAGCUGAGGGCAUAUGAGGCACGGGAUCGCAACCUGGCCGAAAGCAACUGUACCAAAGUGACUACCUGGUCAAUAAUCAACAUUACUGUCAUGUUGGUGACUGGUCUUAUUCAGGUUAUAUUGUUACGAAGCUUGUUUGAUGACAAAUCUCGACUACAUGGAAUAUGGAAGAAGGGAGCUCCAUCUACAUUUUCCUAGGGGGUGGCUAGUUAGGUUUUAUUGAUGUGUGUAGGUUUUUAACUUUUGUCUUUCCUCGUGGUUCUGAGCACAGCUUUGUCAGAGGCAAGGAAGGGAUUGUGAAGGUGUGUUGAACUACUAUUUUUUAUUUUAUUUUAUUUUUUUCAAGUUUUUUAUUUUAACCAUUUUAAGAUUUUAAAGACUUGAAACUUGUGCCUGUGCUGACCUGAGUACACAUGGAAAGUGGUGCGUUGGGGACGGUGUGUUGUGGUAUUAUAAUAGUUACCAGUUGUCAGGGAGUGAAAGCACAAGUGUCACUUUAUGAGUGGUAUGCUUUAGUGCACGAAUAAUCAUUGCAGCAAUAAUAUCAUGAAAGGCUUGUAUAUAUUGUAGUAUGUUUGUGAAAUUGUGACUGCAAGAUACAUUGUAUUUUUAAUCACAGUGUGUUAUGGACCAACUGGCUGGUUCUGAGGCUCUUUUAGGUCAGUAUGUCAAUGCAAAAGGGCAUUUUAUGUUUCUCAGUACCUUAAAAGUUUUGCAGUUUUUAAUAAGUGCCAUAUUUAAUAUUAUUGUGCUUUGAAUUACACUCAAGGAUGUGUUAUUUGUCACACUAAGUUGCUUAAGUCAUUACAUUUCUUCAUUCAUUCUGCUGCAGAACAUCCCACUGGAUAUCAUUCACCACAAACAGAAUCAGUAAUGUCACUUUGUGUACAGACAAAACUGAGUGACGCUAAGUUGUACAGCAUGAAAAGAACUUUAGAUCUCUAUAGUAUGGAAAGAUUUACCAUUAAUUAAUGUGUAUAAAAUUAAUUUAUAAUUGGUUCAUUCAUAUGAAGAGUAGAGAAAUGGAAGCAGGUUGUAUUAACAUAUUUUGCACAGGGAAUGGAUGGCAAGCAAUGUGUGUUUUGUGCAAGAUGAUGCUCUGUACUAAACUAUCAGUAUUAUAUGCAAAAUUGGCAGUGCUGUCACUCACAUUGCAGAUUGAUCUGAUGCACAUGAAGCUAGUAGCUGUAUGCCAUGUGUGUUACUAGUGUGUUACCACCUGCCAUGCAUAGAAUUCUGAAUAGUCACACUGUUGUAGUGAAUGCUAUCCCACUGGUGGAGUAGUAUUUUUUUUCUAAUAUUUUGCGGUGGUGUGGAAAAGUAUUUAAUUAUUAUAGCCAGCACUUUUAUUCACAUACAAAGGGCAUUAUUAGUGAUGGGAAAUGAGUAAAUUGUGACUUCAUAAAUCUUGCACUGUGGCCAUGGAAGGCCUUCACUUUCUUUAACAUAUAAUUAAUGAUCCAAGAAUAAAGUGAAAGCUGCGAUUUAUAUAAAAUUACUGCUUCUAAUGUAGUUGUUCAUAACUUAAGAUUCCAAUGUAACUGUUAUUUUAGUAGUUUCAGUAAUUUGGCAGUUAAUUUUUUUAAAUGUCAAAAUAGCCUAUGGUGGUGUUGUGCUUUAUACCAUGCUUGUUAAGAUGACCAAAUGCAGUGUAUGUAUUAUUGUUAACCAAAACCUUACACAAUACAACUCAUACACAGUGCAUCACAGAAAGAGAAAGCACAAAUAAGGAUUUAUUUUGUUGGUAAUUUUUAAACAUACAAGCCUAACCCUUAAUGGAAAGAUAGUUAUUUGUAUGUUUAAGAUUGAAUUAUUAAAAUGUUGCUUUUGAUCUGCAACAGGAACUUCCUCACACUGGGAUCUAGGUGUUGAUGUCUGGAGCUAGAACUUUAAUUCCAAAAGUAACAUGAAUAUUUUCAAAAUACAUUAGGCAGUGGACUUUGCAGAUGUAACUGAACAGAAUAUAUUUAAAUUUUUAUGGUGUGACUGGAGCAUUCAGUCAUGGCAAGUGUUUGUGCAGUAAACAUUCACCCUUCCAGUUAACACAAAAUCAUGACUAGCUUUUUCAGGAAUUUUUAAAUAAAAUUAACUGAAAACAUU